This is a messenger RNA of Amborella trichopoda, 1785 nucleotides long. RefSeq lists its product as uncharacterized. The record is from RefSeq and is a predicted model, not a curated record. Gene Ontology annotation, molecular function: protein binding. NCBI's taxonomy places the organism in Eukaryota, Viridiplantae, Streptophyta, Magnoliopsida, Amborellales, Amborellaceae.
CACGGCAAACCAAAUCAAACAUAGAGAGAGACUUGGGAGGUUCAAGGUGUGAGGGGCGUGAAAAUGGAAGCAGGUCAUGAUGUCUUUCAUUGUUUUUCAAUUGAACCAGGUCAUCGUCAUUAAACAAUCUGAGCCAUGCGUGACCACGGUAUAUUCAAAUAUCACUUCCCAAGCCAAAUCAAAACAUAGAGAGAGACUGGGAGGUUAAAGGUGUGAGGGGCGUGAAAAUGGAAGCAGGUGAUGAUGUCUCUGAUUUGGAGAGGUUGCCAGAGUCCAUUCUCCUCCAUAAGAUUUUAUCACUCCUCCAACCCCGUGAGCUGGCCCUGUUAUCUUGCUCCGCUUCCAAGCUCAGGCCAUUGGCCAUCUCAGAUGAGCUCUGGUUCCCCAUUUGUUGCAAAUUAGGUCUAUUGCCGAAACCCGUGAAGGGGAAGCUCCAGCAAAACCCUUAUCCAUGGAGGAACUGGCAUCAACUCUUCUGCUGUAAAAAAAACGUGAAAUGCAUUGAGUGCAACGGGGAUACCCCCUAUGUCUUCAAGUUGACGCCUUCUCCUGUACGACUAUGUGAAAGAUGUGAAUUCAUGGGACAGAAAUACGCUCUUGCUACAGAAUUAGAAGCCAAAGGACGAUUUCUGCUCACUGACGUUGACCUUCAGAGUCUACCUUUCAAAGAGAUGAAGUUGAAGAGGAUGUCUGUGUAUUUCUUCCUCAGAUCAUCGCUUGAGAACACUGCCAAGGAGAACACCCAUUUGCUCGAGAAUGAGGGGCGCGUGGUGGACAUCACAGAGAGCAAUGAGAGUGGCGAAGAGUGUGAGGAGUUUUAUGAGUGUGCAGAUGGACCGAGUGAGCCGUGCAAAUUUCAAGAACCAGAAAACAAUAAUGCCGACUUUGCCAAGGAUGGGAAGAAGGCUCUUCGUAAAGAGCACAAACGUCUAGUGAAAAAGGAGAGUAGGGAAAAGCUCAUGGGUGCCAAAUCUGAAGAAAGCCGAAACAUUCACAGCAUUGAUGUACCAUCUCCAUCUCUUAAAGGUAAAUUCAAGAAGGGAUGGAAAACCAAAAGAGAGCAUUUAGAGGGAAAUGCUGGAUACCAACCAAAAGAGCUACUGCACAACUAAUGGUAAAAUCACCUAGUCCUUGGGUCAAGGACAGGGACUGGUUGGAGAGUGAGUUGGGUGCUUAUGGGAUGUCAGUUCUAGAGUUGGCGUCAUUUUAGCCUACUUUGAUGAUUAUGGUGGGUAUGAUGAUGUUGUAAAUAAGAUCAUUAACAGUGACAAUGGGCCGGGUCAGCCUUGGCCCUGUCCCGGCCCUUGUCUUCUUAGGUGGGCGGGCCAAAAACAAAUGAAGAAAAAAGUAAAGAAAAGAUGAGAAAAGAAAAGAACCAGGCCGGCACGAGUCCUAGCCGGCCCUCUGGCUACAAACUCAUGCACAUGCCCUACUCUUUUAGGGCCGGGGCGACUGUGCCGGGCCGGGCCAGGCCACGUGCCCCAUUGCCAGCCCUAUUUACACAAUAAGAAGAUCAUAUUCCAAUAUGUGCUCAUUACCUUUUUUACCACAAAUUCGGAGCAACCUGGCAAUAACAAGUAGACAGAUUUGAAGUGAGUUAAAUAGCACACGAUGCCAUGUGUCAUCUACUUUUGUGGUUAUGUGGGCGCGCACAACAUCAUGGUGUCCUCUCUGUGACUCUAAUGCUGUGUACUUGAGAUGGAUUUGAUUGACCUGAUUUUAUACUCUCAUCUUAAAGAAACAAAAUAUGGAAAUACGCCCUUACAAAAUGUUUCUCUAAACCUA